AUGCCAAUCGCUCUCCACAAAGUACAAAAGAAAAUCAAGGCCAAGAAAGAUGGGAAGCUAGAUUCCCUCGGUCGCCGUGAUUCGAAAAAGCUCAGCCGAGCAACUCUCCGGGACGAAAAGUUAAAAAAGCUAGGAUCAGCAAGAUCCAAGUUGAAGGAACUUGAGCUUAUCCGUGUGGGAUACUUUAAAGUGGCGACAAAAGAUGUGAAGGCACCAUUGAGUACACAAGAAAUCCGGGACUUGAUAGAGAAGUGGGUGCACCGCGAUGAUGAAGAGUUAUUCGAAAUGCGGAGUGAGCGUCGCCCUGGACGACCCCCAUCGACGAAGGAAGAUCUUUUGAAGCAACGGAUUGAUCGCGAAAUUGAAGAGUUCAAGACGGGCUUUUACAUUCCAGACUUGCAAAAUUCUGAAAACAUUGAGCGACUACGACGGUGGGACGGAACUGUGGGCUCUCUGGCACAGGUCAAGUUCACAAGGAUACCCAAAGAAGAUGCAUCGAGGAAAAUCAAUUGA
This is a messenger RNA of Morchella importuna, 513 nucleotides long. RefSeq lists its product as uncharacterized. Gene Ontology annotation, cellular component: nucleus. The transcript has 3 exons. Bases 1 to 513 code for a protein of 170 amino acids. Lineage: Eukaryota; Fungi; Ascomycota; Pezizomycetes; Pezizales; Morchellaceae. The record is from RefSeq and is a predicted model, not a curated record.